This is a messenger RNA of Nicotiana tabacum (common tobacco), 2134 nucleotides long. The record is from RefSeq and is a predicted model, not a curated record. Lineage: Eukaryota; Viridiplantae; Streptophyta; Magnoliopsida; Solanales; Solanaceae.
CACACUUCAAAAGGAAAUUAAAGGGAGAAGGAAGCACUCAACUUCCCUCCCCUUGUAUUCCAUGAAUCUAGUUACAAUCUUUACAUAACCCAAAUGCCGAACCUAAUACCUUAAUUUUCCCAAUCCUCUCUUCUUCAAUUUCAUACCACUGCUUCUCUUGCUUUCGUUUCUGCAGAGCUCUUCUCCUUACGUUGCUUUUUCAACCUGCUUCAUCGCUCCUCGCCGGAAAAUGGAUGGAUCAACAGUCCAAGGUGGGAGCAGCGUGGAGUCAUUUCUACGGAACUAUAAGCUUGGGAAAACUCUUGGCAUUGGAUCAUUCGGAAAAGUUAAAAUAGCUGAACAUACCUUAACAGGGCAUAAAGUUGCUGUCAAGAUUCUCAAUCGUCGGAAAAUCAAGAACAUGGAAAUGGAAGAAAAAGUGAGAAGGGAAAUUAAAAUAUUGAGAUUGUUCAUGCAUCCUCACAUCAUUCGGCUGUAUGAGGUUGUAGAGACACCAUCAGAUAUAUAUGUUGUGAUGGAGUAUGUGAAAUCUGGUGAGCUGUUUGAUUACAUUGUGGAGAAGGGCAGACUACAAGAGGAUGAAGCUCGUAAAUUCUUCCAGCAGAUAAUCUCUGGUGUGGAGUACUGCCACAGGAACAUGGUGGUUCAUAGAGAUCUUAAGCCUGAGAACCUCCUUUUGGAUUCCAAAUGGAAUGUGAAGAUUGCAGAUUUUGGGUUGAGUAAUAUCAUGCGUGAUGGUCACUUUCUCAAGACAAGUUGUGGUAGCCCAAAUUAUGCUGCGCCGGAGGUGAUAUCAGGAAAGUUAUAUGCUGGACCUGAGGUAGAUGUAUGGAGCUGUGGUGUUAUUCUAUAUGCUCUUCUCUGUGGCACCCUUCCAUUUGAUGAUGAAAACAUUCCCAACCUCUUUAAGAAAAUAAAGGGUGGUAUGUAUACUCUGCCCAGCCAUUUAUCAGCUGGUGCAAGGGAUCUGAUCCCAAGGAUGCUUAUAGUUGACCCUAUGAAGCGAAUGACUAUUCCUGAGAUUCGUAUGCACCCUUGGUUCCAAGCUCAUCUACCACGCUAUUUAGCUGUACCUCCACCAGAUACGAUGCAACAAGCGAAAAAGAUUGAUGAAGAUAUUCUUCAAGAGGUGGUCAAAAGGGGAUUUGACAGGAACAGUCUUGUUGCCUCUCUCUGCAAUAGAGUUCAGAAUGAGGGUACUGUGGCGUACUAUUUGCUGCUGGACAACCGCUUUCGUGCUUCCAGUGGCUACAUGGGAGCUGAAUUCCAGGAGACUAUGGAAUACGGUUAUCAUCAAAUAAAUUCAAGUGAAGCUGUUGCUUCCCCUGUUGGGCAACACUUGCCUGGAAUAAUGGAUUUUCAACAAGUUGGUGCGAGGCAGUUUCCCGUCGAAAGGAAAUGGGCUCUUGGACUCCAGUCUCGAGCGCAUCCACGUGAGAUAAUGACAGAGGUUCUGAAAGCUCUGCAAGGACUGAAUGUACGUUGGAAGAAGAUCGGACCCUACAACAUGAAAUGCCAAUGGGUUCCUGGCGUACCUGGCCAUCAUGAAGGCAUGAGUAAUAAUUCCAUACACAAUCCAUUCUUUGGAGAUGAUUCAACCGUCAUUGAGAACGGUGGUGUCACUAUACCUAAUGCAGUGAAGUUUGAAGUUCAGCUUUAUAAAACUCGGGAGGAGAAAUACCUGCUUGACCUUCAAAGAGUACAGGGUCCACAGUUCCUUUUCUUGGAUCUCUGUGCUGCUUUCCUUGCUCAGCUUCGGGUUCUCUAAAGUCUGGCAAUCUUAAUCUAACCUGGAAAACUAUUGAUGCUUGCCUAGAGAGCUAGUCCAUGUAUAUAAUUGGUAUACCAGCUCAGUUACAAAAAUUUCUGUUGCUAAAUUCCACCCUGUUUUGUCAGAGGUGCCUAGCAAAUCUUUUUGUCGACUCUCUAGGAGUUCUAGCUUUUCCCAUCUGUAACGUGCUUACUAUAGUGUUCUAUUGUUCUCGGUUUCCUGGUGUUCAGUUAACAGACUGAACUAAUGGGAAGCAUUCACAAGAUGAAGAGUCAUUUGACACCUUUUGUAUUGUUUGGCUUUAAUUUAUUAGUGUGCUCUCGUGCACCUCUCUCCUACUUAAUUUAUUAUUCUUUUAGGUUU